Messenger RNA from Musa acuminata subsp. malaccensis (wild Malaysian banana), 739 nucleotides. The record is from RefSeq and is a predicted model, not a curated record. Lineage: Eukaryota; Viridiplantae; Streptophyta; Magnoliopsida; Zingiberales; Musaceae.
GUCCGACGUUCGUGUCUCUCUUUGUUCCGGUCGGUCGAUCGAGAUCGAGCGAUCGGGAGAGUGGGAAGGAGAAGGAUGGGCGGCGGCGGCGGCGGUCAUGGUGAGAGCACGACGUACAAGGGUUUCACCAUUCACCACCCCAAGCGGUGGCACGUCGUUACCGGAAAGAGCCUCUGCGCCAUCAUGUGGUUUUGGGUUCUUUACAGGGCUAAGCAAGAUGGUCCAGUAGUUUUGGGUUGGCGUCAUCCUUGGGAAGGACAUGGUGACCACUCUCACGAACAUGGGCAUGAAAAUGAGGUAUUGUAGUCCUACUAGCACCUUGAAUCAUCUGGUGUUUCGAUUUUACCUGGAUGUGCCAUGUUUGUGGUUUUCAGGACAUCCCCACUUGAUGCCUUUUACUUGCUUGACGUAAUUACAUGUUAGCAUAAUAGUUUUCAUAAAUACAUCAAGCGUAUGAUAGUUCUACAGCAAAUCCUUUAGAAACAUGAUUGUGGCCCACCUCUCACCAUCUUUUAUGCAUUUGAAUAAUGUCAAGGCUGUAAUGCAAGAAAACAAGAUGGCAUAUCAGGAUGAGGCUUAGGAUUGGAUGUGGAGAGUUAGGAUUAGGUGUUACAAAACUAAUGGAUAUUUGAUCAACCUAAGUGAUAUAAUAGUACUUCGAUUAUCUUUUGCUAUUCAGUUUAGUUUAAUUCAGUCUCAUCUCUUUGAUCAACAAAUCUGGAAAAAUGCAUGGCAGUAA